Messenger RNA from Osmia bicornis bicornis, 5342 nucleotides. RefSeq names its product leishmanolysin-like peptidase (gene Invadolysin). NCBI's taxonomy places the organism in Eukaryota, Metazoa, Arthropoda, Insecta, Hymenoptera, Megachilidae. Gene Ontology annotation, cellular component: cytoplasm; membrane. The annotation marks the transcript as partial. The transcript is spliced from 12 exons. Gene Ontology annotation, molecular function: metalloendopeptidase activity. Gene Ontology annotation, biological process: cell adhesion; proteolysis. The record is from RefSeq and is a predicted model, not a curated record.
GUAACACCGUACAAAGGCCGAUUGCGAACGCGUAGUGCGUGUGACAAGUUUUCUCAUCUUUUCUUCGCCUUCCAGAUUUCCAGACAACAUACAGCUAUCAACGAUAUUUUGAGUUAUAUUAUCUUGUACUGUUUAACAUCGAGCUUGAAUACUAUUCUACCAGAAGCGGUACAUUUUUGGGAACGGGCUCUUAUGGUUCGUGAAACGAAGGGCAUUAUUAGAUUAAGCAGGAAAUGUGAAAGUAGCCAAGUCUUCGUCAAAGAUCAUCAUACACAUUGUAUAAAUAACUGUCGCUCUAUUACUAUGUGUGGUGAUGUCGUGGUUCCUGAAAAUCAUCUUGACGUUUGCAGAACGUGUAACGCAACAGGACAUGACUGUAGAAUAGCAGAAGGAAGUAAGGCCGGUCCAGGAAUAGACGGUGCUGAUUUUGUCUUUUAUGUGUCUGCAAUGCAAACCAAAAGAUGUCAUAAAGGAUUAACCGUAGCUUAUGCAGCACAUUGUCAACAAGAAGAAGCGUUAGAUCGGCCCAUUGCAGGACAUGCCAAUUUGUGUCCUAAAAGUAUUACGACGAAACCACAAGAAUUGGAAACUCUUCUAAGUACUGUAAAACACGAGAUAUUACACGCUUUGGGAUUUUCUGCAAGUUUAUACGCUUUUUAUCGAGAUGAAAAUGGUGAACCUAGAACACCAAGAAGAAGUGACACCGGAAAACCGUUAUUGAACGAAAAGUUACAAACACAUCAGUGGAGUGAAAAUACUAUCAAAACUGUGGUCAGAUCAUACUGGCAAGUGCAUGAUGGCUACGUAGAAAGAACUAUGCAAAUAAUAGUUACCCCUAAAGUUCGUGCUGAGGUUAGAGCUCACUUCAAUUGCCCGGAAUUAGAAGGUGCAGAGUUGGAGGAUCAGGGGGAAGAUGGUACAGCAUUAACGCAUUGGGAAAAACGAGUAUUUGAGAAUGAAGCAAUGACGGGGACACAUACGCAAAAUCCAGUUUAUUCGAGAAUAACCCUCGCACUUAUGGAAGACACUGGAUGGUAUAGCGCAAAUUAUUCAAUGGCUCAGGAACUUGGAUGGGGCAAAAACCUUGGUUGCGAUUUUGCAAUGAAAUCCUGUAAGGAAUGGAUAUCUUUGAAAUCAUCUAGAUUAUCAGGGAAGUCUAUUCAUCCAUUCUGCAAUAAAGUAAAGCAGGAUCCAUUGCAGACAGAAUGUACUGACGAUCGAAAUUCGGUGGCAUUGUGCAAUUUAAUUAAAUAUUCACAACCAUUGCCCAAAAAGUAUCAGAAUUUUGAUUCAAUUCCUCACGUAUCAGCUGGAGAAGAACAGUACUAUGGUGGCUCGGUAUCUCUAGCAGAUUAUUGUCCGUAUAUACAAGAAUUUACAUGGAGAGCUCGAAAUAUUAUAGUUAGAGGUUCCCAUUGUCUAUAUGAAGAAAACAAUCCUCAUCCAGACAAGAAUUUUGCUUUAGAAAAAUAUGGACCACAUUCACGAUGCUUCGAUCAUACAAAUCAAAUGUGGGAAGAAAGAACCUGCAAGCAAGCUCGACAGUGGCAACAUUGGGGUUCUGGUUGUUAUCAAUACAAAUGUGAAGCUGGAAGAUUACAUAUUAUGGUUGCGAAUUACACUUAUACCUGUUAUCAUGCAGGUCAAGAAAUCGCUAUUAGAAUAAUGCAAAAUAGUUGGCUUCAUAAAGGUGCUCUAAUUUGUCCUCCAUGUCGAGAUAUUUGUCAGGUGGAACUAAGAGAAAAACACGACCAUUGCAAGCCAGGAGAUGAACACCCACCUGCAACCUAUUAUCAUAGAGACAAUUUAUAUUGUGCAUCUGCAGGAACAUUUAAAAAUUGGUCGGCAUUUAUUAUUUUAAUUUGCUUUCUGAUUCCUAGAUGAUACGUAGUUGAAUAUAGGUGAUUCAUUUAUUAAUGUUUAGAUUACAUAACUUAAUAAAUUAUGAAAUAAUUUCUUCUACUGUAAGAACUGAUGUUCACUGUAUUCACGCUUUGAAUUUAUGUUAAGCACAUUUAUAAAUAACUUUAUAUAAUUAGAAUAAUAAUUUUGAUAAGGUAUUUGUUAAGUGCCAAUAGUAGUAAGUACAGGGUAUUUUAUCUAAAUUUAUUUUAAUCUUGUGAAUAAUUUCUAUUGUUAUUAAAUAAAAAUCGUUUGAAAAAAUAGGUUCUUUGGUUUUAGAAAACAGAUAGUGUAACAAUAAAAAUUUGUGAAGGUCAUUACAUCAAAAUUUUAAAAAUAUCAAAUUUUUCUAAUUUUAGGUAUUAUAAAAAGUUUAAGAGAUUGCUCUUCGAAAAAAUGAGAGUGCCGUUACCUGAACAUAUUACUAUAGUACUAUUUACGAAAAACAAAAUAACGACUGAUGCUAGUUGUCCAACUGUACUGGGCGUUUCAAUGGGUACUAAUGAAAUUUAUUUAGAAAUAACUUUUAAAAGAGACGGCUAAGUGGGCUGAAAAUUUUAGAGAUUAGACUUCUUUAAGUAGGCAGUUAAUGACUUAUAUUUUCCAAAUGUCUACUGUCAAGGAAAAUGAUGUAGCGCAUUCGUUGCUCAAAGUUACCAAUAAUUUUAUUUACGAAUGGUGUUGGAAUUCCUCUUAUUAUGUAAAUUAUCGCUUUUUUUAGCCCCUCCAGUAUUUUAGGACAAUUCUGAUCAACUUUUUCUUUCGCAUAGCUUCAUGAAGUAGUCAGGGCUAUAGAAUGGCCAAGCAAUUUCGUUACCAAAUCAGCUGAGAAAGAUUUUGACAAUGACGCGAUCACCAUAAUGAAAGCGUACAAGAUCCAGAACAUCAUUUGUUAUGUGUGGUGGUGCACCAUCUUGUUGAAAGUAGUAAUUUUCUACCCAGUUCUUAUGGUAAGCAUCUGACAUUAAACGAUUAAUCAGCACGUUCCAAUAUUGUUCCGAGUUGACAGUUUGCUCGAAAGAAUACAACCCAAGGAUUCCAUCGCUCCAGAAACCGCAACAAACUGGUAAUUUUCUUGGGGCGAAGAGGACAAAUAACAGCAAAUUCUGGCUUUUGUGUAUCUUAGAAUCGAUAGUUUUAUCCAUUUACAUAAUCAUUAAUCAAAAGUAAGCUUCAUCCGAAACCUUAAUCGGUCAUAUUACACAUAACGUUCGCAAAUUUGUAUCUUUUUUGUAUUGCUUGUUCAUCUAAAGGCUAAACAGCUUGAAUCUUAUACCUAUGAAUGAACAUCCAAAUCUUCCCUUCAUAUGCUCCAAGUAGUGGCAGUGUUAACGUUAAGUUGUUAAGGGGUUAGGAUACUUUGUAAUUUCGAAAAAAUCGAUUCCUUUUUUUUGCCUUAAAUAAUAGUUUGAAGCCUUAAGAACAUUAUGCAAAAGGCCCAGUUUCGAAACAAUUUUUUUUACUGGAAAUUCAGAGCCCAAAGCGGUGGCGUGUACCUGCGUUCUACGCGCUGGAGCCUACUUUGAACGCGUUUUUCUCGAAACUACGUUUUGCAAAACGGUGUGCAGGAUUGCUCUAGUUCUAAUGAAUCAAUUGCUUUGAAUCUUUACAGUUACCUUUGCUAUUACAUUUACUAGGGAUUGACGAUCCGUUUUUCUUUUAAUUUUCUAACAAUUCUGCAAAAUAUAAGCAACAACAACUCAUUUUUCGUCGAAAUUUGAUCUUCAAACUUCAAACAUCUGCCAUAUUGUUCAUCUUUACAAAAUUUGAAAUGUCUCAUCGUCAAUCCCUAGCAAUUUUAUCAUAGUUAAUAAAAUAUUUCGGUUUUUGUUGCCGGUAACAGCCAUUUUGUUGCAAUCUUGCACACCAGAUGGGUAUCGAAGAAAAAACAAGCUUGGAAGCUUGACAGUUUGCCACCUUAAAAAUAAACAUUUUUUAAACGUUGUCCACAGUAUUUUUCACCCAAUAUUAUACCUAGUUAUAGUACAAAGUUUUAAGAUAAUCGAUGGUUUAAUUUUUCGUUUAUCGCCACUUAAAAAUCGUCUUGUUUUCCGUACCGACAAAGUAUCCUAACCGCCUAAGCCAAUUAAUUGGUCGAUGUUUUUGGCUUUUUCUCUAAAAUCUUUUGAGCCCAUUCGGUAUUUUCAGUAGUCCGAGCUGAUCUUUGUUUUGUCCUGAUUCCAAUCUUAUCAUCAGCUACAGAACCAAGUCUUUCAAAUUUUUCGAGAAAAAUCUUUACAGUGUCUGUUGCUAGCUUACCUAUGGUUUUGAACGCACUACUUCACCUCCUAAAAUAAACUGUAACAAUUUCAUCAUAGAGAUGAAAAAUCUUCACUAAAAAAUACGCUUCUCAAUCAAAUAACAUUCCAUGUUCAUUAAAUUUCAAAUUAUUGCGAUGCAUUUCUAAAACUUAUGUGCAAUUUUCCUUAAGUCUGCAGAUAAUGCACAUAUAGUCUCAAAUAGGUGACGUGUUUCCUUGAACUGUUGUUCCUGUUCGACUGUUUGUAUGGCACGGAUUUUUGUAAAUGUCCGAUCGAAAAAUGUCAGGCGGUGUGAUCGCGCCUCUGCUUUGUAUCAGAAUGCAUUAUGUGAUACGAUAACUCUGCCAUUUAAUUUUACAUUUCUAUUAAUUAUCUAAUUAUUUGCAUUCUAAGAUAGCAAGCUUUCAAAGUUACUUGGCACUUUUAUACGAUUAAAGUCUAUCAGUACCCAUUAAAACACCCUGUACAUAUGUGAGUGUGUUAGAUGCGUGACUGACAAUGAAAAGCAUUGUCCUUUGCCGUGUUAUAGCUUCUACGAUACAAGUAUCUCUCGAGUUUUGUAUAAUAUACAUAUAGUUUUACAAACACACCUAAAGGAAAGAAAAAGUGAUACAAAAUCAAUGGUACACCUGAAAUUAAAUCAAAUCAAGCUUUCCUACGAAAAAAUUCUUCACUAAAUCUGACACUUGACAGUUUCAAAACAUUAUGCCUAAUUCACAAAAUGUAUUUUAGUAUCUUAUAAUAAAGAAGAUUUUCCCAAGUAAAUCGUUCUUCAUAAAAACAAGCUGAUUCGAUUGAUAACAAGUGAAAUCAAUAAUGAACUCGUUUUGAAACUCGGUUGUAAAGUAAUUAAUAUGUAUCAUAUUUAUAAGCUUUUUCGACGCCAGAGGAACUGAAGUUGGUUCCUUCUUCGCAAGAAGGGGUCUAUUGUUCUGAACUAGGGGAAGCCUGAUUUGAUCGUGUGGCCAUACCUUACAAUUCUCAUAACAGUCUCCUUGUCACACUUAUGAAUACAAGUGAGAAGACUGUCCUUUCCUAUUUCUGUUAAAUGUCACUGUAAGCUGGCGCUAUAUACAGGGUGCCCCAAAAUUAGAUCGAAUCCCGUGGAGAGAGAAUUGCUGAAGUAAUUCCAAACAACAUUUUCCUUUGCCAAAAUGUUGGUUAAGGCUUCGUUUUCGG